UGUAAUACUGUGCUAAAUAGUAAAAUUAUUGUACGGUGUGGACUGAAACAUAUUCAUCAUUCCACAAAUAUCUUUUGACAAAAACAACAGUUAGUGUAUCGUUAUGAAUUCUGCAGCUUAUAUAUCAAUAAUUUUGGGAUGCUGUGUAUUGUGGGUUGCCUGCUCGUUUCCAGUAGCACUGUCCUGCGAUUCGUGUGGUCGGGAAUGCGCAUCUGCAUGUGGUACAAGACACUUCCGGACAUGUUGUUUUAAUUACCUUCGCAAACGCAGUCCACCACCACCGCGAGAUUAUGUCGGAACCGAUAAACGAUUGGAGCUAUGGUACGGAACAAAGGCAGAAGAACAGAAGCCUCAGGAAAACUAUCGGAACUUAAAUAAUUACCUACUCAAAAAUACGGAGGGAGAUUUGGAUUACGAAUACAUACCUAUCGCUUCGACAAAUCAUCUUGCACAUGGAAGAUCUCGAACUGUAACACGAACUAGCUUACAAAGAACCCCUUCCGUUAGCACACCUGAACAUGAUGAGAUAAAUGAAAAGUCCUCUGAAGACCCACAAUCAGGAUCAUUGCAAUUGCUCUAUGAAGCUUAAAUGACGCUAUAUUGAUGUGCUAUGCAUCCUUUAUGAUUUUUUUUAAUUUCUGUGGUAUAAUUGCAUAGUUUAGAUUAUUACGUUUCAUUUCACACUCGACCACAAACAUACAUUUAGGCUGGGUAGAUGUAAGCUUUCGGUCGAUAAUCAAAUGUUAGGUUAAUUCACAUGUAUGCUCAAAAUCAUUAUCAUCAUUUUUUCAUUUAACCUUCAAACAUUUUCCCUGAAGUGAAAUUUGUAUCUCCUUUCGGAAACACCAGAAAUGUUAAUUAAACUGAAACCUCACAAAAACAGUCUUGACACAUCCUUCUAAAAUAUUCAAUUAACCUUAAAAAUCGAUUAUCCCAGUAACCCGUACUCGUCAUUCCCUAAUCAACCGUCCCAACUAAAGCACAUUCACAAUGCGACAAAUGGGUAAGCUUUAUAACCGUUUACCCCGUGGGAUUUCUCAAAUUAGCGUACUUCAAAGCACAAACACAGAGAUAUGGCAAAAGGGUUUCAUCACGGAAAAUACCAUUAGGAUAACAAAGAAAGCAAAUAAUUGCUACCAAAAGUUAUUAAUAGUUAAUUCAACAAAACGCUAGGACAGUGACGUGUUGAAAUUCGUAAAACAGUUGAAGUGUAUUCCUAAAAUGAAAUAAUAAAAGCAGA
Molecule: messenger RNA, 1240 nt
Organism: Anopheles moucheti
Lineage: Eukaryota; Metazoa; Arthropoda; Insecta; Diptera; Culicidae
Gene: Trissin
Exons: 2
Coding region: 104-589 (161 amino acids)
Source: RefSeq, a predicted model, not a curated record